UGUCGUCAAAUUAUGUGCUGAUCUUCUUCCAUCAGAUUGUAGUUGUGUCUACCAUUUUAUUCUUGAAUAUUGGAGAUUCCUACUGUGUUUCCUGUGUUAUUCUCUUGUAUUGUGGAUGAAAUAUCGGAAGAUUAGGCCUGGUUUAUAAAGGAACUGCGACAUUACUUUUGCUUUUACAUGAUUUGUUUUCAAUGGUGAAACUGUGCUAUUCUAGUUGAGAUUUUUUAGUUUAGAAGACUAACUUGGCGUCACGGAUACAACUAGUUCAGUGGUAAAUCAGGUUGCGGUCCAUCUAGAUCUACGUCUAAACUAAUAUAUUGUGUACCACCCUGUGCUUGGAUUCGCUGGCUGCCUUCAUAUCUGCCGGAAAGUGGAAGCUCGGUUCAAAGUGUGGGAGAGAUCAAACAGUGGACGAGCUGCAAGCUGGAAGGCGUCGUUUGAUUUUUGGGCUGAUCUUUUCUUAAAGAUCAAUCACGGCGGCGGCGGCGAAACCAGCCAAGGAAGCUGUACCUCUAUCCUCAACAUCGCGCCAAAUUGAUGUAUCAGACUUGUGUUUAAGCUCACGUGGCAAGUUGGACUAAUGGAACAGCAACUUUCUGAGAAAAGAAAGAAAACAAAGCAGAACAAGUCCAACACCAUCAAUGACUCUAGCUAUGGUUCAAUGAUCACAGG
Messenger RNA from Aplysia californica (California sea hare), 672 nucleotides. RefSeq lists its product as uncharacterized. NCBI's taxonomy places the organism in Eukaryota, Metazoa, Mollusca, Gastropoda, Aplysiida, Aplysiidae. The record is from RefSeq and is a predicted model, not a curated record. Gene Ontology annotation, molecular function: protein dimerization activity.